Molecule: messenger RNA, 940 nt
Organism: Meloidogyne enterolobii
Lineage: Eukaryota; Metazoa; Nematoda; Chromadorea; Rhabditida; Meloidogynidae
Source: the annotation of a GenBank genome assembly
UCUGAUAGAAGACAUGUCUUGGAAAAAUACAGAUCCUUUGGAAUUAUGGAAAACAUCAACAACACUACCAAUUAAAAUUAAAGGGAAUGAUGAAGUGGAAGGGAGUUGUCAACAACCUCCACCUCCUGUUAGAAGUAGAUUUUGGAUGUCUGCCAACCAAAUUGACUCAAGACAAAGAACCGAUUAUUUUUGGAAAUUAAUUUUGGCUUGGCCGGACGAUUGGGAACGAAGAGCUGUUAUUUGGACAAAGUCUGUGAUUUGUGUUACAAAUGCUUUGUCUGCUUUUUACAUUACAAAUAAAAUUACUGCUGAUGUUUUUUUGAUAGAUCCAAAAUUAAAUUUCCUUCAAACACUUCGUCGAAUUCCGGCAAGAUCACCUUUUGUUAUGGUUGCACCUAUUGGAUUUAUUUCUCAAAUGCUUACAAUGACAUUUAUUUUUUAUCCAUAUUUAAUGUAUGAAGGACAACUUAGUACUUUAAGUUUAACUGGAAGAGCUGUUGCUUUAUCUCUUGGAAUGGGAAUGUUAAUACCUUUAUUUUCUGUUCCUCCUAUUGCUAAUAGUGCUUUCCUCAGUCAUCGCGAAAAACUUGGAAUGCGAAAAUUGCCAACUGGAAGUGUUUUUGAUUUACUUGCUCAAACUUUUGAAUGUACUCGUUCUGUCUGGCGUAAAUUACCAGUUAUUGCUGGAGUAAAUAUUGCAGCUGCUGGUAUUGUUGUAUGUUCUAUGGCAUGGGCUAGAAACAGAAUUCACAGCAAACUGGAUAUCGAUGCAGACUUAAUCAACGAAUUAGUAACUAAUAGUGAAUAUUAUCAAAAUCAAAAAAGGGGAGUUAUUGGGCAAAAACUUUAUUCAAUUGGUAGUUGGUUUACAAGUCCAAAAGUUCGCAAUUUUUUUGAAAGAAAGCGUGUAAGUUCUCCAGAUACUCCUCAUGAUAUUUAA